Messenger RNA from Lolium rigidum, 492 nucleotides. RefSeq lists its product as uncharacterized. The record is from RefSeq and is a predicted model, not a curated record. NCBI's taxonomy places the organism in Eukaryota, Viridiplantae, Streptophyta, Magnoliopsida, Poales, Poaceae. The coding region runs from base 59 to 289 and encodes 76 amino acids. The transcript has a single exon.
UCCUUUCUCUUCUCACACCACCAGGAGAAGCUACCAAACAUAGAGACAAGGCGGCGAGAUGGAGAGCGGUGGAAGCAAGGAGGAGGUGCCGGCGGCGGCCAAGGCGCAGAGUUUCGGCGUGUCCGUGCAGGAGUGGUUUCAGCACGUGAAGGCUAGCGUGGUGGGCGUGGUGCGGAAGGCGACGGCGAGGAGCGAGCAGGAGGCGGCGGAGGCGGACAUGCGGGUGGCCAAGGAGCAGGUGGAGGCCACCGACGAGGCCGAGGCCAAGAAGAAACAGCUCGGCGCCUGAUCUCACAUGUUGUGAUGAUGGCUUGCAGAGAAGCUGCUCCAUCCAUCGAGCCUUUGUAAAAUAUGUGUGCGUGGUGGUAGAUUCUGGGCUUUUCUUCGAUCCUCCCUGUGGUGUUUGUGAUGUAAUCUAGCUGCAACUUUAUUAGGAAGUGAAACUGCACCCUUCGACAGGUAUUCUAAUGUGUGUUACAGUACAUGACUAAA